AUGGGCAAGUUGGAAGAAAUGAAGGAACUGCACAUAGGAAGGACUGCUAUAGAGGAAAUUCCUCCUUGCAUAGGUUCUUUGAAGAAGCUGGAGGUGCUUAACGCCAGGGGUUGCGUAUCAUUGGUUGGACUUCCCGACUCAAUUAGCCAUCUGAUAAAUUUGUCAACCCUUGAUUUGAGUGAUUGCUCCAAGUUAUGUAGACUUCCAGAUAGUAUCGGAUCUCUAGUGAAAUUGCAACGCCUGUCAUGUAGAGUGGGACUUCAAAACGAUUCCCGAUUUGAUGAUGCCCUCCAUCAUAUCCCCAACUCAAUUGGGCAGUUGGAAUGGUUGACCAAAUUGGACUUGUCAUGGUCAGGUAUUUGCCAAUUACCUGAAUCCAUCGGGGAUUUGAAAAACUUGAAAAUUUUGGAUAUUUCUCAAAGUGGGAAAUUAAGUGGUUUACCUAGUACUAUUAGCAAGUUGGGCAACCUUGAAGAAUCAUAUGCCAUAAAUUGCGAGAGUCUAGGAGGCGAAAUCCCUAUAGAUGGGUUGUCCUCACUGAAGAUCCUUGUAUUAAAUUCGACAUCCAUUUCCGGCUUCACCAAUGCAUUCGAUAAGCUUUCUCGUCUUGAGAAACUUGAUUUAUACAACUGCAAGAUGCUUCUAUCGUUGCCACAAAGCAUCAGUAAACUGCCUUCUCUGCAACACCUUGAGUUAUGCAAUUGUUACAAUCUUCAGUCGAUGCCUGAGCUUCCUGCCUGUUUAACAGUUCUGAGAGUCACCUGCCAGCAUCACACAUUGCCUCAACUUUCUCAUCUAAUCCACCUAAAAGAGCUCACUGUUCUGGGUUGCCAUUUGCUAGAAUCCAUUCCAGAGCUUCCCUCAGGAUUAUUGGAGAUUAAUGUCCACGUUUGUGAUGAGUUGAAAGAGUUACCGAGUUUGUCAAGUUUGGAAUUCUUGUCAGUAUUACAACUCGAGUGGUGCAGUGAGCUGACAGAAAUCAAGGGUCUGGAAGGAUUAAAAUCCUUGACAAAACUAGUUGUAAUUUUAUGCUCGAAGAUGUCCAAACUUGACGGCCUUGAACAUCUAGAGUCUUUAAGAGCCUUGUGUAUGAGCCCAUUCCACGAGUCAGAUCUACUUCAAGUUCGAGUCCUUGACAAAUUGAAAAACUUGGAACUCCUGUCGGUAGAUGACUGUCAAUCCCUUGUAAGACCGGACCUUUCGCCAUUAACACAUCUAAAGCAAUUAUGGUUUGGCGAAUGUCGCAAUCUAGUCGAAAUUAAAGGCCUUGAGAGAUUGAAAAACUUGGAAAAGUUGGAUAUCGAGGGGUGCAGAUCUAUUGAAACAUUAUCAGACCUCUCGCGCUUUGAUAACCUGAAAGAUUUGAACAUUAAAGGGUGUUUGAAGCUUCGUGAUGUUCAGGGAUUGGAGAAAGUUGCAAAUGUGGAAAAAUGA
Rhodamnia argentea is the source of this 1434-nucleotide messenger RNA. RefSeq names its product putative adenylate cyclase regulatory protein. Bases 1 to 1434 code for a protein of 477 amino acids. NCBI's taxonomy places the organism in Eukaryota, Viridiplantae, Streptophyta, Magnoliopsida, Myrtales, Myrtaceae. The transcript has a single exon. The record is from RefSeq and is a predicted model, not a curated record. Gene Ontology annotation, molecular function: protein binding.